Molecule: messenger RNA, 1602 nt
Organism: Paramisgurnus dabryanus
Lineage: Eukaryota; Metazoa; Chordata; Actinopteri; Cypriniformes; Cobitidae
Biological process (GO): defense response to Gram-positive bacterium; positive regulation of peptidyl-tyrosine phosphorylation; defense response to Gram-negative bacterium
Cellular component (GO): external side of plasma membrane
Molecular function (GO): protein binding
Source: RefSeq, a predicted model, not a curated record
GACCGAACCAACUCUAUGGGAGGGGAGGGGAAAACUCCCUCACAUGGUACAACCCAUGCAGAGGCUGCGCGCUGCAGUGUCAAUGCGAAACGUGUGAAGUGUCAUUUAAGAGAAGAUAGACUCACUAACGUGACAAAUGUAAAAAAAAAAAAACCUUGACCGGCCCAAAAGUGAAGCGGCCCACCGGGAAUUCUCCCGGUUCUCCCGAUUACCCACCCCGGGCCAAAAGUGAAAGUAAAACUAAGCAAAUAGCCUACCUAAUCAACUCUAUUAUCGCUGCUUGUUUUCCAAUAGAAUGGACAGGCAAUAAUUGCUUAAUUUGGAAAUAUGACAGCAGAAGAUCAAGAUCAAAUCUCCUAUUUUCUACAAAACUACAGUCACCCUGGCGCUCAGUGCAAGCUCUGAACGCCAUGUUACUGUGUACUGUACUGUACUUCAUGUACAGUGUUUGAGGACUUUCUGUGAUCACACCAACGGAUUAAACUCUACAACAUAUUAUUUUAUAGAUUUCUGGCCAUGUUAAAUUUUAAAAUCAUUAUUAUUCUUACUGUCAUUGUCCCUCUUAACUAUAAAGUUUGUUUUUGUGGAUGUUCUCGAGCAGAAUAUAAGAUACACAACCAGUGCUGCCCCAUGUGUACUGCUGGAAAUUAUGUUCUCUGGCACUGCACAGAUGAUACCAGUACAAUCUGUGCACCCUGCCCUAAAUUCACCUUUAUUGAUGAAUCGAAUUGCCUCACAAAGUGCUUUCCUUGCAUUGUGUGUGAUGCAGGACAAGGUUUAAAAAUAUAUGAAGCCUGCACUAGAUCUUCAAAUACUGUUUGUGUGCCACUGGAGGGAUUUUACUGCAUUCACCGAAUUAAAGGCAGCUGCUCUAUAGCUGUGAAACACACUAAAUGUGGUCCUGGAAAAUACAUCAAACAAGCAGGUACUGCAUCCACAGAUACUGUGUGUGAUGACUGUAGUGGUGAAACAUAUUCAAAUGGAUCUUUCUCAUCCUGUUUGACACACACAAAAUGUGAGGCCUUGGGGCUUAUCGAAAUAAAACCAGGAACACAUUCAUCUGAUGCUGAUUGUGGAAAUUCCACUGCUGUUUCCACCAUCAUCACAAUUAUUGUUAUAGGAACUGUAUUACUAUUAUUAUUUACAUCACUAAUCGUGAUUGUAUAUAUUUGGAAGAAAAAAUCUACAAGUUCAGGUUGCGACAUGUUAGCCGCACAAGGGUGCCAACUUGGGACUUACCAGUCAUGCUGGAAGGGCUCUCGUCGGCUCCGUUCGAGCCAUUUGAGACUUUGCCAGAUAGGUUUCUGGCCUUUUAAGACUGUGUUCCUUCUGGCUAUUACUUCUUUAAAGCGAGUGGGGGACCUUCAGGCCCUGUCAGUAUCCCCUGGAGGCCCUUUGUCCUCCCCCCUUCAGGAGCGCGGACCAAGAAAAGCUGAAUUUGGUGUGUCCCAUGCGAGCACCGGACACAUACGUUCACAGGACUGCUCAGUGGAGGAAGUCCGAGCAGCUAUUUGUGUGCUUUGGUUCACCCAGAAAAGGUUUACCAGCGACCAAGCAGACUCUGAGCAGAUGGAUAGUAGAUACUAUCUCACUGGCUUAUGA